This is a messenger RNA of Urocitellus parryii (Arctic ground squirrel), 3678 nucleotides long. RefSeq names its product cell adhesion molecule L1 like (gene Chl1). Gene Ontology annotation, biological process: brain development; cell-cell adhesion; axon guidance. Lineage: Eukaryota; Metazoa; Chordata; Mammalia; Rodentia; Sciuridae. Gene Ontology annotation, molecular function: cell-cell adhesion mediator activity. Gene Ontology annotation, cellular component: axon; plasma membrane. The record is from RefSeq and is a predicted model, not a curated record.
AUGGGGACACUUUUAAGUGGAAGAGGAUUCGUCACAUUUCUGAUUCUCCUCCUGUUACAGUCGUCAGCAGCAACUGAAAUACCACUCUCAGUUCAACAGGUUCCAACCAUCACUAAGCAGUCCCAAGUGCAAGUCGCCUUUCCUUUCGAUGAAUAUUUUCAAAUUGAGUGUGAAGCCAAAGGAAAUCCGCCACCCGAGUUUUCAUGGACUAAGGAUGACAAGCCUUUCAAUCUUUCGGACCCUCGGAUAAUUGUGUCUAACAAUUCGGGAACAUUCAAGAUCCCAAAUGAGGGACACAUAUCUCACUUUCAAGGGAAAUACCGAUGUUUUGCUUCUAAUAAACUAGGAGUGGCGAUGUCGGAAGAAAUAGAAUUUAUAGUUCCGGGUGUUCCCAAAUUUCCCAAAGAAAAAAUUGAGCCUCUGGAGGUGGAGGAAGGAGAUCCUAUCGUCCUCCAGUGUACUCCUCCUAAAGGUCUCCCGCCCCUACACAUUUAUUGGAUGAAUAUAGAAUUAGAACACAUCGAACAAGAUGAGAGAGUAUACAUGAGCCAAAAGGGAGAUCUGUACUUUGCAAACGUGGAAGAAAAAGACAGUCGCAACGAUUAUUGUUGCUUUGCCGCGUUCCCAAGACUAAGGACGAUCGUACAAAAGAUGCCAAUGAAGCUCACAGUGAACAGUUUAAAGCAUGCUAAUGAUUCAAGUUCAUCCACAGAAAUUAGUUCCAAGGCCAAUUCCAUCAAGCAGAGGAAGCCCAGGCUGCUACUGCCUCCCCCGGAGAGUGGUGGCGAGUCUUCAGUGCCUGUCCUCAAAGGGGACACCCUGCUGCUGGAGUGUUUCGCCGAGGGCCUACCGACUCCACAGGUGGAAUGGACGAAAUUGGCUGGCGAUUUACCAAAGGGAAGAGAAACAAAAGAAAAUUAUGGCAAGACCCUGAAGAUCGAGAACGUCUCCGACCAGGACAAAGGGAGUUACCGCUGCACGGCCAGCAAUGACCUGGGAACAGCCAGCCACGAUUUUCGUGUCAUCGUCGAAGAACCUCCACACUGGACCAAGAAGCCCGAGAGUCGCGUGUACAGCACGGGGGACAGCGGCAUCUUGCUGUGUGAGGCGGCGGGGGAGCCGCAGCCCACCAUCAAGUGGAGAGUCAACGGCUCCCCGGUGGACAACCAUCCAUUCGCUGGUGAUGUGGUCUUUCCCAGGGAAAUCAGUUUCACCAACCUGCAGCCCAACCACACUGCCGUGUACCAGUGCGAAGCCUCCAACGUCCAUGGCACCAUCCUGGCCAAUGCCAACAUCGAUGUUCUAGAUGUUGUUCCAUUGAUCCAAACCAAAGAUGAAGAAAACUACGCGACGGUGGUUGGCUACAGUGCUUUCUUACACUGCGAGUUCUUCGCUUCACCGGAGGCAAUCGUGACCUGGGAGAUGGCAGAUGAAGCGCAGCCUCUCCAGGGCAGGCGGUACCAUGUCCACAGAAACGGCACGUUGCAGAUCAACAGAACCACCGAAGAAGAUGCCGGGUCCUACUCUUGUUGGGUAGAAAACUCUUUAGGAAAAACCGCAGUCACAGCCAACUUGGAUAUUCGAAAUGCUACAAAACUCCGAGUUUCUCCUAAGAAUCCCCGUGUCCCCAGAUCGCACGUGCUCGAGUUACACUGCGAGAGCAUAUGCGACUCACACUUGAAGCACAGCUUGAGGCUGUCCUGGAGCAAAGAUGGGGAAGCCUUCGAAUUUAACGGCACAGAAGAUGGCAGGAUAAUUAUUGACGGAGCCAAUCUGACCAUUUCUAAUGUCACUUUGGAGGACCAAGGCAUUUACUCCUGUUGGGCUCAAACUGCUCUGGAUAGCGUGACCGAGAUGACGCAAGUCACUGUCCUCGAUGCUCCGGAUCCCCCAGAAAACCUUCACUUGUCUGAAAGAGAGAACAGGAGUGUCCGGCUGACCUGGGAAGCUGGCGAGGACCACAACAGCAAUAUCAGCGAGUAUAUCAUCGAAUUUGAAGGAAACCGGGAGGAACCUGGCAGGUGGGAGGAGCUGACCAGGGUCCCAGGAAAGGAGACAACAGCCCUGUUGCCCUUGGCCCCGUAUGUGAGGUACCAGUUCAGGGUGGUCGCCGUGAAYGAGGUCGGGAGAAGUCAGCCUAGCCCGCCUUCGGAGCAUCAUGACACACCUCCGGCAGCUCCAGACAAGAACCCAGAAAACAUAAGGGUGGAAGCGUCUCAGCCCAAGGAGAUGAUCAUCAAAUGGGAGCCUUUGAAGUCCAUGGAGCAGAAUGGGCCAGGCUUGGAGUACAGAGUGUCCUGGAAGCCCAAGGGAACCUCAGAGGAGUGGGAAGAGGAAACGGUCACAAACCACACGUUGCGGGUGAUGACAGCUACCGUCUAUGCACCUUAUGACGUUCAAGUUCAAGCCGUCAAUCAGCUUGGUGCUGCACCUGAGCCGCAGUCAGUGACCCUGUAUUCUGGAGAAGACUAUCCUGACACCGCGCCAGUGAUCCAUGGGGUGGACGUUAUAAACAGCACGUUGGUGAAAGUUGGCUGGUCAACAAUCCCCAAGGACAGGGUGCACGGACAUCUGAAAGGAUACCAGAUAAAUUGGUGGAAAACAAAGAGUCUGUUGGAUGGAAGAGUGCAUCCCAAGGAAGUAAACAUUCUAAGAUUUUCAGGACAAAGAAACUAUGGAAUGGUCCCUUCCCUAGAUCCCUUCAGUGAAUUUCACUUGACCGUCUUAGCCUAUAAUUCCAAAGGUGCUGGGCCCGAGAGUGAGCCUUAUAUAUUUCAAACGCCAGAAGGAGUGCCCGAACAACCAGCUUUUCUCAAAGUCAUCAAAGUUGAUAAAGACACUGCCACUUUAUCCUGGGGACUACCUAAGAAACUAAAUGGAAACUUAACUGGCUAUCUGUUACAAUACCAGAUAAUCAAUGACACCUAUGAGAUUGGAGAAUUAAACGCUGUCAACAUUUCAACUCCAACCAAACCCAGCUGGCGUCUCUCAAACCUCAAUGCAACCACCAAGUACAAGUUCUACUUGAGAGCUUGCACCUCCAAAGGCUGUGGGAAGCCCAUCACGGAGGAGAGCGCCACCUUGGGAGAAGGGAGUGAAGGUGUCAGGAAGAUGGCAGAAGGAGUAAAUCUUACUCAAAAGAUUCACCCCGUAGAGGUAUUUGAGCCGGGAGCGGAACAUAUAGUUCACCUCAUGACUAAGAAUUGGGGUGAUAACGAUAGUAUUUUUCAAGAUGUAAUUGAGACAAGAGGGAGAGAAUAUGCCGGGUUGUAUGAUGACAUCUCCACCCAAGGCUGGUUUAUCGGAUUGAUGUGUGCAAUCGCUCUUCUCACACUGAUUCUGUUAACUGUUUGCUUUGUGAAGAGGAAUAAAGGUGGGAAGUAUUCAGUGAAAGAAAAAGAGGACUUACAUCCGGAUCCAGAAGUCCAGUCCGUGAAAGAUGAAACUUUUGGUGAAUACAGUGACAGUGAUGAGAAACCCCUCAAAGGAAGCCUUCGGUCCCUCCAUCGGGAUAUGCAAGCCACAGAAAGUGCUGACAGCUUAGUCGAGUACGGAGAGGGAGACCACGGUCUCUUCAACGAAGAUGGAUCGUUUAUUGGCGCUUACACGGGGUCCAAGGAGAAGGGAUCUGUGGAGAGCAAUGGAAGCUCCACCGCCACGUUUCCACUUCGAGCAUAA